Messenger RNA from Triticum dicoccoides, 1142 nucleotides. RefSeq lists its product as uncharacterized. Gene Ontology annotation, molecular function: N-acetyltransferase activity. Bases 93 to 908 code for a protein of 271 amino acids. The transcript is spliced from 3 exons. Lineage: Eukaryota; Viridiplantae; Streptophyta; Magnoliopsida; Poales; Poaceae. Gene Ontology annotation, cellular component: chloroplast. Gene Ontology annotation, biological process: N-terminal protein amino acid acetylation. The record is from RefSeq and is a predicted model, not a curated record.
AACUAUAAUGUGAAGGCUGCUUGUACAGGUGGGUUUGCGCCGAACAGAAGAUUAAAAAAAUCGGUGGAGACGAGCGGAGGUCGGAGGAGGCCAUGAUGCCGCCGGCGCUGCUAAGCUUACCGCGCUCCUCGUCGCCGUCGGUAUCCCCUUCUCCUCUCUGCCCGGGCCGCCGAUCCGCCGCCGUCCAGCGCCACCGCCCGUCGAUCCCCUCCAAACCCGCCGCAGGAAUAUGCUAUGCUAGUCAAGCGGUUGAAUUGUUGCCAUCUUUGUACCCGGGGACGGGCGUCGUCGUCCGAGACGCAAAGCUGGAGGACUGUUGGGAAGUAGCAGACACUCACUGCAGCUCCUUCUUCCCUGGUUACAAAUUCCCGUUAGACCUUGUUCUACGGCUUGAUCGUUACAUCGCUCUCCUAUCCGGCUUUUCAGUUCCGCCAGGCUGCACGAGAAGUUGCCUUGUUGCAGUUAACCCCACUGCAGCUAACAGUGCUAUCAGUAUCGAAUGUGGAGAUUUAAGAGACGCCGAAUUUCAUGGGAAAUACGGUCUCAGUAAAGGCUCUGUAGCUGGCAUUCUUACGGUCGACACAGUGGCAGACUUCCUUCCAAGAAGGGGACGUCUCAAGCAGAGAAGAACAGGAAUUGCAUACAUAGCAAACGUCGCGGUUCGAAAGGAGGAACGUCGGAAAGGGAUUGCCAAAAUGCUCGUCGCGGAAGCCGAGGAGCGAGCAAGGAGCUGGGGAUGCCGGUCAGUGGCCUUGCACUGCGAUGUAAGUAACCUCGCCGCACUGCGGCUGUACAAAAGCCAAGGUUACAAAAGCAUCCGUGUACCAGAAGACGCCAAGUGGCCAGCACCCAAGAUAGAUCAAACAGUGCGAUACGAGUUCAUGAUGAAGCUAGUGCCCAAGAGCUAAGCUGUAUAGUUUCAGAGUCAUCAGAUCACACAAAUUGUGAUUACGUAGAUACCACACAGAUGAUAAAUAGAUACCGCAGCAGUACAGAGACACCCUGGUCACGGCCACGGCCCUUCUGGUGUAUAGCAGCUGUUGUAUAGUGGAGGGUACAUUGUAUAUCAUAAUAACAGCUACAGUGUAUUUGUUUCGAAAUGGCAGUAAGGAUGUCCACUUGCCCAGGCAUUGUUUGCUUCA